Molecule: messenger RNA, 1899 nt
Organism: Lizanozyma spartinae
Lineage: Eukaryota; Fungi; Ascomycota; Pichiomycetes; Serinales; Debaryomycetaceae
Gene: MVD
Product: diphosphomevalonate decarboxylase
Exons: 3
Coding region: 1-1899 (632 amino acids)
Biological process (GO): isopentenyl diphosphate biosynthetic process, mevalonate pathway
Cellular component (GO): membrane; cytosol
Molecular function (GO): ATP binding; phosphotransferase activity, for other substituted phosphate groups; diphosphomevalonate decarboxylase activity
Source: RefSeq, a predicted model, not a curated record
AUGACUGUGUAUACCGCCUCUGUUACAGCACCUGUUAACAUUGCUUAUUGGGGUAAAAGAGACAAGAGUCUUAACUUACCAACCAAUUCGCUGAUUUCAGUGACUUUAUCCCAAAAGGAUUUAAGAACUUUGACUUCAGUGGCCUCAAGUGCUGAUUUCACCUCCGAUAAGUUAUGGUUGAAUGGUACGGAACAAACUUUAGAUACUCCUAGAACACAAGCUUGUUUGGCGGAUUUAAGAAGUUUAAGACGUCAAUUGGAACAAAAUGAUUCAACUUUACCAAAGUUAAGUGAAUAUGGUUUACACAUCGUUAGUGAAAACAACUUUCCAACUGCUGCUGGGUUAGCUUCGUCAGCUGCUGGGUUCGCAGCUUUGGUGGCAGCUAUUGCUAAAGUGUAUCAGUUACCUCAUGAUAUGACAGAAAUCUCCAAGAUCGCCAGAAAGGGAUCAGGUUCUGCUUGUAGAUCAUUAUUUGGAGGAUAUGUUGCUUGGGAAAUGGGUUCCAAGGAAGAUGGUUCUGAUUCUCGUGCUGUUGAAGUUGCUCCUUUAAGUCAUUGGCCAUCUAUGAAGGCUGCUAUCCUCGUUGUUAGUGAUGACAAGAAAGAUACUCCCUCAACUGUUGGUAUGCAAACCACCGUGGCUACUUCUGAUUUAUUCCAACAAAGAAUCACCGACGUUGUUCCUGCUCGUUUCAAGGAAAUGUCAAAGGCUAUUAUGGAUAAAGAUUUCGCCAAAUUUGGUGAAUUAACCAUGAAGGAUUCUAAUUCAUUUCAUGCUGUUUGUUUGGAUUCCUAUCCACCUAUUUUUUACUUGAAUGAUACUUCCAAGAAGAUCAUCAAAUUAAUUCAUUCUUUAAAUGAUUCAGAAGGUGAAAUCAUUGCUGCUUAUACUUUUGAUGCUGGUCCAAAUGCUGUUAUCUAUUAUGAUUCUGUGAAUGAAGCCAAAGUCUUGGGGUUGAUCCAUAAAUAUUUCGGUUCCGUUCCUGGUUGGGAUAAACUCGAUACUUCUUCUUUAACUCCUUCAGAUAUCGUUGCUGAUGAUACCAUGUAUAAAGGUGUUAGUAGAAUAAUCUUGACUGAAGUUGGUCCUGGUCCUCAAGAUACCACUCAAACUUUGGUAGGAGAAAAUGGUCAGAAACCAUCACCAGAUCCAAAUCCCAAGCCUUCACGUCCACUGCAGAUCAUCAAUGCUGCUAAACAAAGGGUUCAACCAAACGUACAGCAAAUUAUCACCAAAGCUAAAGAUAAAGUGCCUCCAAAUGUCCAGCAGUUACUAUUGAAAGACAACGUCUACACUAUCCCCAAUUAUCUCACGUUGACUCGGAUUAUAACUACUCCUGUGAUUGGUUACUGUAUUGUAAAGGGACAUAAUGAUUUGGGAGGGGCCAUAUUUGUAUAUUCAUGUAUCACUGACUUUGUUGAUGGCUACAUUGCCCGUAACUUCAAGAACCAAAAGUCCAUCAUGGGUUCUAUCCUUGAUCCCAUAGCAGAUAAGUUUCUUAUGGGUAUAUGUACGCUUUCAUUGGCAUAUGUUAGUGCUAUUCCAGGGUACUUGGCAUUGUUGAUCAUUGGAAGAGAUGCCAUGCUCUCGUUGAUGGGGUUCUUUUAUCGAUGGAAGUCAUUACCUCCUGGUUCAAGGAAUUGGAAGAACUGGAUAGAUAUUUCCAAACCAACCAUUAGUGUUCACCCCAAUAUGCUUUCUAAGAUCAAUACAGGCCUUCAAAUGGUAUACAUUGGAGGAUUGGUUCUUAUGAGUGGAUUAGAACGGGUAAUUGACCCUACCAUCUUGGGUACCUUUUAUUCCUAUUUUGAAGUGGUAGUUGCCAUCACUACUAUCACCAGUGGUGCAUCAUAUUUGAAUAAAAAGCAUUUUAAGGUCAUUCCAUCACCAUUUAAAUGA